GGAAAGGGGCAGCUGGGCUCUCCCAACAACUCAGGAGAUCUCCCCUGACAAUUUCAACAGUUUCAUAGUCCCUGAAAUCUAACGCUAGCUGCCAAAACCACACUAAGAUAAACUCUGAAAAUACUACUGGUUAGUGAGAGAGAGGAGGGGAGCAUUUGGUAACCCUUGAACCGAUCGGCUGUGAUCCCGUGCAGCAGCAGCAGCGUUAAAAGAAGCCAUACGUGCCUCUCUAACAUAUUUUUAUGGAGGCUGUUUUGAGCUGUAAACCAGAGGAUUUGGAGGAUUACUACGGGUUACUGGGGUGUGAUGAACUGUCAUCGACUGAACAGAUUCUUAAUGAAUACAAGAUUCGAGCCUUGGCAUGCCACCCAGACAAACAUCUGGACAACCCAGGAGCAGUGGCAGAUUUCCAGAAGCUGCAGGAAGCCAAAGAAGUUUUAUGUGAUGAAAACAAAAGGAAAAACUACGAUCUUUGGAAAAGAAGCGGUGUUACUAUUCCGUUUCAUGACUGGCAAGCCUUGAGCGACUCAGUGAAAACCUCAAUGCACUGGGCUGUGAGAAAUAAGAAGGAACCAAUGCUGGAGGCCUCCAAACCAGAAGACUCAGUCGCUUCUCAAGCAGAGAGCUUUCACUGCGAGCAGGAGGAAACGGGGAAGCCUUCAUGUGAAAGCAUGCCAUACUCAGGUGAUCACUGCCAUCGGCGUUUCCGUUGGGCUGCUGACUCUCCAUCUAGUCUGCUGCAGAAGUUCAGAAAUUAUGAAAUUUAAAUACAUAAAAGCUUCCAUUUUAUUUAAGUGUUUUUGUGUUGCUGGGCUCAUGUAUUCACUUGGGACCAUUUUAUUGUGAUGCCAGCUUUUUUAGAGUGCGUUUAGGUCUCGUACAGCUGUGAUGUCACUGACUGUCUUGGAUAAACUGAACACUAAAUGUCUAACAGAGAGAGUUUUGUAUGAAUUAUGUGAAUAAUUUAUGAUUCUGUUACUCUUGUCUACUAAUUGGUGGGACUGUUUCGAAGCAAAUAAUCCAGUAUAUGUUAUGCUAGGUAAAUUUCUUUAUUAUUAUUAUUGUUUUUCUUCCUCAAAGCAUUUCUUCCACACCAUUUGUCAAAGAGACACCAUUCUCACGCGAAAAUGGCCAGCUCGGCCGUGAAACAGCUGCUUCUUAUUUUUUCGGUUGUACAUUUUCCCAUGUUUGCAAUAUUUUCCCCCCCCCCAAAAAAAAAACAAAAAAAAAA
Molecule: messenger RNA, 1231 nt
Organism: Archocentrus centrarchus (flier cichlid)
Lineage: Eukaryota; Metazoa; Chordata; Actinopteri; Cichliformes; Cichlidae
Gene: dnajc12
Product: DnaJ (Hsp40) homolog, subfamily C, member 12
Exons: 5
Coding region: 243-767 (174 amino acids)
Cellular component (GO): cytoplasm
Source: RefSeq, a predicted model, not a curated record